This is a messenger RNA of Microbotryum saponariae, 2447 nucleotides long. The record is from the annotation of a GenBank genome assembly. NCBI's taxonomy places the organism in Eukaryota, Fungi, Basidiomycota, Microbotryomycetes, Microbotryales, Microbotryaceae.
AUGCCCGAACCCUGUGAGUGAUGAGCACGCAGCACGUUCCCUUCACGGAAUCUUUCAAUGAUGCUCAUGCACCCAUUCCUCCUCGUCAGAUUCUGUUGCGGUGCUCGUCGUCUCCGACACGGCCGCCGCAACGCCGUCGACGGACCUCUCUGGCCCGGCCCUGCGCGAGCUACUGCACUCGCACCCGGACUUCAACGUCGUACAACAAGCCGUCGUACCCGACGACAAGUCGCGCAUCCACGACCAGGUGAAGCGCUGGUGCGACACGGAGGGGAUCGAGUUGGUGCUCACGAGUGGGGGGACUGGUUUUGGGAUCAGGGAUCUUACUCCAGAGGUGAGCGGAUUUGAAUUCCAAGUGAUUUGUACUUUGUUUUUGGAACUUACCCCCCUAUGUCUCCGCUUGUGCAGGCGCUGACGCCCUUGAUCGACAAGCAUGCUCCCGGGUUGGUGAUCCAAAUGAUCAACGCCUCGCUCUCCAUCACCCCGUUCGCCUCGAUUGCCCGACCCGUAGCUGGGAUCCAUCUUAACGCCCGAAUCCAGGAUGGGACGGGUACCAUGAUUAUCACCCUUCCUGGAUCACCCAAGGGUGCUAAGGAGAACCUGCAAAGUUUGCUACGGGUUUUGCCCCACGCUUUGGAAUUGUCGACUCGAGGAGGGUCGGGCAAGGCCGUGCACAAGGAAUUGGGCAACAUCGACCGGACCAAGUCGGUCGUUCCAAGUUCGUCGACUGAACCUCUUGUUUCUGAAGAGCGCAAGCACCGAGGUUGUGGUCACGACCAUGGCCAUCAUGCGCCGAAACCGAGGACCGGCAAUCAACCCCUGAGUCAAGAUCCUUCCAGGAGCGGUCAGUCCCGACUCGCCUUUGAGGAGCGUGCAUGACAGUCGGAACUUAUUCCCAGACUCGGACUCUCAUCACCCACCAGUCGCCAAGCGCCAACGCGCAUCGCCCUAUCCCAUGGUCGAGUACCGAGAAGCCCUCUCGCUUAUCUUUGACCACACCCCGGUCACCUCGAUCGAGACGAUGCCGACCGACGAGCGCCUAAUAGGUCACGUCCUCGCUCAGGACGUCGUGUCGGACGUCAACAUUCCUAUGCGGCCGUCCACGAACGUCGAUGGGUACGCCGUCAGGUGUGAGUCCCUUCGGCGGAGGGUCAAACAUCCAAGCCCGUCAUUAAUUUCUCUCGUGUCCUCUCCCAUGCCACAGCCACGGACAAGCCGGGAGUGUACAGGGUCGUCAUCGAGUACCCAUCCUCACCUCUACCAGAAGGGACGAUCUACCGCAUCAAUACGGGGGCUCCUCUACCCCCGGGAAUGGACAGCGUCAUCAUGGUCGAAGACACCCAAGUCACCUCGACCGAAAACGACGAAGAGAGGGAAGUCGAGCUUUUGGCUCAGGUCGAACCGGGGGAGAACGUGAGGAACCUGGGGGGUGAUGUCAAGGUCGGAGAAAAGGUGCUGGAACAAGGAAACUAUAUUUCGGGUGUCGGGGGCGAGUUGGGCACGCUGGCGUUUAUCAUCAAGCGAUCGGUGAGUCGACGGCAUUGCCAAUCCUGUUCUCGGCUUUGGCUGAUAGUGGUGCUCGUUUCCCAUCGGCGCAGGCCAAAGUCCACCGCAAGCCCAUCGUCGCCGUCUUAUCGACCGGGAACGAACUAGUCAAUAUUCAAGACACCUCAAAGCCCAAGCACUCGACCUCGAGCUUCUCCGCCAUCAUCGAUUCGAACCGACCAUCCCUAAUCCAGAUCCUCAGGAACCUGCACUUCCAAGUCCUCGAUCUCGGGAUCAUUGGGGACACGAUGGCUGAGACUGUGGCGGCGCUCAAGAAGGGCAAGGAAGAAGCGGAUAUCAUUGUUACGACCGGGGGGACGUCGAUGGGUGUCGGUGACUUGCUUAAGCCUUGUAUCGAGCGCGAGCUGGGCGGGACGGUUCACUUCGGCCGAGUGGCGAUCAAACCCGGGUGAGUUCCAAGCAGGCUUCAUCGGUGCCCAGACCUGAGUCUGAUUAACAUUCAACGCUAAAGUAAACCAACAACGUUCGCCACCCUGCCCGCUCACCCUAUGGCGCCGAACCAAGACCACAAGCUCGUCUUCGCCCUACCGGGUAACCCCGCCUCGGCCCUCGUCACCUUCUUCAUCUUCGUCCUCCCCGCCCUGCGCAAGAUGCAAGGUCGAAGAAAGAGCGAAUGGGAACUCCCUCGAGUCCCCGUCGUGUUGAACAGCACGGUCCCUCUCGAUCCUCGACCCGAGUACCAUCGAGUUUGGGUUCGUCCGACGACCCAGGGUUUGAAGGCUUUCUCGACUGGGGGUCAACGAUCGAGUAGGACCGUUUCUCUUGCGGGCGUGAAUGGGUUGUUGGAGUUGCCGAGUGAGACGAAGGAAGAGAAGGAGAAGAAGCAAGGCGAGACGGUCAUGUGUGUUUUGGUGGGAGAGAUUGGGUCUUCUUUGGCUUGA